CUCUCCCUCGUUUCUUUUUUCUUUUUUUCUUUUCGCCCAUUUUCUUUCUUUUUUUUUUUUCUCAACUUUUUUUUUUUUUGGUCAAGAAAAAAGAGAAGAAACAAAAGAAAAAAAAAUAAUGAAUCAUAGAUAUCAUGUCGAUCUUCACUCUUUGGAAACCAAUUUGACAACAUCGAAUGUAUUUUCGACAACUUCACUUCAAACUGACCCUGAUCUCUAUGCAUUAAAAAACAAGAAAAAACCAAGCCGACUUGACUUGAAGAACCUCCUUAAAGAUCCAUUACCUCUACCUCAAAGCCACCUUGUAUCCACAAAUAGGUUGGCGUAUGUCGAAGCUCUUGUUGACAUUAAUGCAGUUGUAAUUGAAUCCAUUUGGUACCCAACAACAACAAUGAACGCCACACAUCAUACACAUUACCCUCAUCCUCAGCAUCAUCCUCAGCAUCAUCAUACCAAAGAGUCCCGAGUAUCGCCGGUCGUACCAUUGCGGACUUUUAUCCAGGAGGUUCUUAAACGCUCUCGAACGACUUACAGUACACUCCAAACAGCCCUAUUUUAUAUCUUUCGUGCUCGUCCCGCCAUUCUUCAACACUUGCAACAAGAAGAACUAUCAUGGCAGCAUAGUGCUUAUGUCAGUUGUGGUCGUCGCAUGUUUCUUGCCAGCUUAGUGGUUGCGUCUAAAUUUGUGCAGGACAAAACGUAUCGUAAUUCAGCUUGGGCCAAAAUUGCUGGAUUGCCAGUCCAGGAGAUCAACACAGCCGAACGUUACUUCUUGGAAUUAAUGGACUAUCGACUCUAUAUUGAUCAACCUAUUUUUGAUCGCUGGCAUCGUUUAUUACACAUGCGUACACAAGCCAGAAUGCAUCAUAUACCAACUAGUUUGCGUGACCUUGCUUCUUGUUUAUCAUUCGCACCACCACAAACGACAUAUCAUUCUCCUUCGCCCAUCAUCUAUGAAUUACCCUCCUCACAUUGUGUCACGACAAGUUCAGGAUGCCAUCAUGCUUGUAUGUGUUCUCAAUGCUCACCUCUUAAAGCACCUCCUGCUUUAUCACUCUCCCUUCCGAGCUCUAUUUCUUCUUCUCCCGCACAAACACCCAUUCAAGUAUCACCUGUACGUACAUCUCAAAAACGAAAGUAUGAAAGUAAGGAACAUACCACUCUUUUGGAUAAAAAACAUUGUAGAUUUUGGCAAUAAGCAAACCCUUUCCUCUCCUUUCUUUUAUAUGACUUCCAUAUCUAUUAUUUAUCUAUCUAUGCUUAUUACAUAUUAAACACUUUAAGUAUCUAUUUCAAACCUAUGAAUACAUAGAUUUAUAUAAAAAAACAAUAAACAAAAGUAAAUGAUAUACAAAGUGUCAUUAUUAAAGUGUAAAGGAAUGUUUAGACAUUCUCCUGUGUUGAUACAAUCAGAUCAAAUAUAAACAAUGAGAUAAUUCAACUGUGUAACAACUAGAAAAAAGAAAAAGGCGUUUUUGAAUACAUAAACAGCUGCCUUAACAAAGUAGGAAGACAUCUUGAAUAAAUAAAA
Molecule: messenger RNA, 1531 nt
Organism: Gilbertella persicaria
Lineage: Eukaryota; Fungi; Mucoromycota; Mucoromycetes; Mucorales; Choanephoraceae
Product: cyclin-domain-containing protein
Exons: 2
Coding region: 119-1198 (359 amino acids)
Biological process (GO): regulation of cyclin-dependent protein serine/threonine kinase activity
Cellular component (GO): cyclin-dependent protein kinase holoenzyme complex; nucleus
Molecular function (GO): protein kinase binding; cyclin-dependent protein serine/threonine kinase regulator activity
Source: RefSeq, a predicted model, not a curated record